Messenger RNA from Mytilus trossulus (common blue mussel), 3651 nucleotides. RefSeq names its product ankyrin repeat and KH domain-containing protein 1-like. The transcript has a single exon. Gene Ontology annotation, biological process: protein localization to ciliary inversin compartment. The coding region runs from base 1 to 3651 and encodes 1216 amino acids. Gene Ontology annotation, cellular component: ciliary inversin compartment. The record is from RefSeq and is a predicted model, not a curated record. NCBI's taxonomy places the organism in Eukaryota, Metazoa, Mollusca, Bivalvia, Mytilida, Mytilidae. Gene Ontology annotation, molecular function: protein binding.
AUGCAAAGUUGUGUAACUAUUACUGCUAGUUCUGGUGUAGGAAAGACAGCCACCCUCAGACAUGUAGCAUUACUUAUGGCAGAAGAAGGAUAUGAAGUACUUCCUUUGGCUGAUCCUGGUGAUAUUGUCAAGUUUCACAACCCAAAUAAGGAAUCAUUGAUUGUUAUUGAUGAUUUUUGUGGAAAGUGUUCUGUAAACCAGACGUAUAUUCAUGUUUGGGAAUCAGUCAUUGAUGAUAUAGAACAAAUUAUUGAGAAUAAAAAAACAAAAAUAAUUGUCGCAUGUAGAUUACAAGUGUUCCAAGAUAAAAAGUUUGAUUUUUUUUCUAUAUUUAAGUCAUGUGUAUGUAAUAUGUUGACUGAUAGCAUUUGCUUGUUAAAAUCUGAAAAACAAUCAAUAGCUGAGAUAUAUCUUGAAUCAAAAGCAUGUGAGAUCGUCCAGUAUUGUGAUUUAUAUGAUUGUUUUCCACUUUUAUGUAAAUAUUACCAUGUUAAUCCUAAACUUAAUAUCAAAGACUUCUUCCAGAAUCCAUUUUUGGUUUAUGAAGAAGAGAUUGAAAAUUUUUACAAGAAAGAAUAUUUUGGUAAAUUUUGUGCCUUGGCUUUAUGUGUCAUAUUCAACAACAGACUGCCUGAAGAUAUUUUUACAGAAGAUAUUGAUGAAGAAACAAUAACCAUUAUCGAAAAUACAUGUGAGGCAUGCAAACUGGACAAAGGGACAUCAAGACUUGUUUUAAAGGAUGACCUCGAUUCCCUAUUACAGUCAUUCUUAAAGAAGGAACAUGGCGUUUACCAAAGUAUUAAUGAUAAAAUAUUUGUCUUUCUAACUUACUUCUUUGGACAAAAAAUAAUCCAUUGUCUGAUUAAAAAUGCAGGCAGUUGUUUCAUAAAAGAACAAUUUGUUUUAGAAUCACAAGAUUGUGUAGAACAAUUUAUCACCGUUAUACCAGAAAGGUACCACGAUUUGUACUUUCGGAGGAUGAUUGAUGACUGGUCAAAAGGAAAAGUACAGGAUGUAGUAUGUAACAUCAAUAUGAAAUUACCUAAAUUCAAAGAUCAGUUCCUGUGUCAUUUGAAUGUACUUGAUAAAUCUUAUCAGAAACAAUUAGUACAUACCAAAGAUAUAUAUAAUACAGAUACAUCCUUGUUGCAAUGUUGUUUAGAGGGUGAUGUAUCUUUAACCAAGUGGUGUUGUGAAAUCGGUGGUGCUGAUAUUAAUUAUUGUAGGCCAAAUGGUCAGUCCCCGUUAAUAAUUGCUUGUGAACAAGGUCAUGCAGAAAUAGUUAGAUUUUUGUUAGAAAGAGGGGUGGAUUAUAAUAAAUUUGACAAAUGGGAAUGGUCUCCUGUAGUUAUUGCUUGUAAAAAUGGUUACACGGAAAUAUUAAGUAUUCUGGAAGAAAACGGAAUAAUCUAUGAUAAAUGCAACAGGUUUAAUAGAUCACCGUUAAUGCUUGCUAGUGAACAUGGUAACACAGAAAUAGUAAGAACGUUGUUAAAACAGGGAGCAGAUUUCAAUAAGUGUAACAAUGAUGGUCAAUCAUCUCUAAUAAUUGCUUGUGAACAUGGCCAUGUAAAUAUAAUUGAAAUAUUGCUUGCUUCAGGAUCAAAAUAUAAUGAAUGUAACAAAUGGGGCCAGUCACCUGUAAUGAUGGCUUGUAAAUAUGGUCAUAUAGAAAUAGUGCGAAUUUUAUUAGACCGAGGGGUAGAUUGUAAUAAAUGUACCCUUUGGAAUGAGACGGUUUUAAUGAUUGCUUGUGAACAGGGUUAUACAGAGAUAGUUGAGAUGUUAUUAAAAAGAGGGGCAGAACAUCGUAACACUUUUGACAAGUUAGGCAAAUCACCUGUAUGGAUUACAUGUCGGUACGGUCAUAUUGAAAUAUUAAAGAUAUUGUUAGAUAAUGGAGCAGAGUAUUCCAUGUGUGACAGUGAAAACCGGUCACCUUUACUUAUUGCUCACAAGUAUGGUUAUCAAGAUAUGGUAUGGUUGUUAGUACAAAAAUCAGUGGAUGAUAAUAGCGGUGAAAUGAUGGACAAGUCACUUUUGAUAUUUUCACUGACAUGUUAUCCUUCAGAAAUAGUAAGAAUAUAUUUGAAUUGCGGGGUAGACUUUACUAUAUGUGACAAUAAUGAUCGGUCACCUUUAUUUCUAGCAUGUGAACAAGGUAAUGUUGAAGUAGUAAGUAUGCUGUUACACGAAGGGGCAGAUUGUGAUAAAUACGACAAUAAUGAUCAGUCGCCGUUAUCAAUUGCAUGUCAAAAUGGCCGUACAGAAAUUGUGAGGAUAUUGUUAAACAGUGGAGCAGAUUAUAUUAAAUGCGACAACAAUGCUAGGUCAACUUUAUAUUUUGCAUGUGAAAAAGGUCAUACAGAAAUUGUAAAACUAUUGUUAAGCAGUGGGGCAGAUAAUAAUAAAUGCGACUAUAAUCAUCUAUCACCUUUAUCAACUGCAUGUGAAAGAGGUCACACAGACAUUGUAAGAAUAUUGUUAAAGAGUGGAGCAGAUUAUAUUAAAUGCGACAACAAUGCUAGGUCACCUUUAUAUUUUGCAUGUGACAAUGGUCAUACAGAAAUUGUAAAACUAUUGUUAAGCAGUGGGGCAGAUUAUAAUAAAUGCGACUAUAAACAUCUAUCACCUUUAUCAACUGCAUGUGAAAGAGGUCACACAGACAUUGUAAGAAUAUUGUUAAAGAGUGGAGCAGAUUAUAUUAAAUGCGACAACAAUGCUAGGUCACCUUUAUAUUUUGCAUGUGACAAUGGUCAUACAGAAAUUGUAAAACUAUUGUUAAGCAGUGGGGCAGAUUAUAAUAAAUGCGACUAUAAUCAUCUAUCACCUUUAUCAACUGCAUGUAAAGGAGGUCACACAGACAUUGUAAGAAUAUUGUUAAAGAGUGGAGCAGAUUAUAUUAAAUGCGACAACAAUGCUAGGUCACCUUUAUAUUUUGCAUGUCAAAGAGGUCAUACAGAAAUUGUAAAACUAUUGUUAAGCAGUGGGGCAGAUUAUAAUAAAUGUGACGAAGGAGGUAGGUCACCUUUAUUCAUUUCCUGUGUAAAAAGACAAGAAGAAAUAAUUAGAAUGCUGUUAGACAAAGGAGCAGAUUGUAAUAAAUGUGAACAAAAUUUUUGUUCACUAAAUAUGCUUAAUGCAGAGAUUGCCCUUAACAAGAACGUUCCUUCAGUAGGUAUGUUCAUGUAUAGCGAGAUGUACCAAGAAUAUAAAGAAACAUGUAAACUGCAGUUAGAUAACGGAUCAGAUUUAAAUAUAUAUGACGAUAAAGGAAUGUCACCCCUUAUCUUAGCGUGUGUAUACGGUAAUGAUAAAAUAGUGAGGCGGUUGUUAGAUAGAGAAGCGGAUUAUAAUCAUUUUGACAUUUAUGGCAGGUCACCCGUGUUUUUUGCUUGUCAUUUCGGUCAUAUUGAAAUCGUUAGAAUGUUGAUAGCUGAGGGGGCUGACCAUGAUUAUUGUGAUUUUCAUGGAUUGACACCGUUACAAACUGCAAAACAAAGAAAUUUUCAUGAUAUAUAUACAUUGCUUGUGGAGAUGAAAACAAGGAAACCUAGUACAACAAUUAGGAGAUAUAUAACAAAUUUGAAGACAAAAAAUAGUUUUACGAUAGAAGAUGAAGUUUUAUAUUCCAGAGAGGAGACAAAGUAA